This is a messenger RNA of Necator americanus (New World hookworm), 2469 nucleotides long. RefSeq lists its product as uncharacterized. The coding region runs from base 1 to 2469 and encodes 822 amino acids. The record is from RefSeq and is a predicted model, not a curated record. NCBI's taxonomy places the organism in Eukaryota, Metazoa, Nematoda, Chromadorea, Rhabditida, Ancylostomatidae. Gene Ontology annotation, cellular component: sarcoplasmic reticulum; I band; striated muscle dense body. The transcript has 22 exons.
AUGAUGCAGAUUAAGGAAAGAAUUGAACGCAGUAAGAAGAAGAACAAGGACAAAACCGCGGAAACUAGAGGAAAAGAGCGAGUACCGAGGAAAGCAAGAAAGCAGAAAAGCCGGGUGGAUUCAAAGCAGACAUCAACAACAGCAUCAUCAACAACAAUAACAGCAACAACAUCAAAAAAAGCAACAACAUCAAAAACAACAGCAACAACAGCAGCAACAACAACAACAACAACAACAACAAAAAGCGGAGACAAAUCGAAAGAAAGUUCGAAGUUGGGAAGAAAUAUUCUACCAAAAGUUUUUUGCCUCCUAGUGAUUAUCAUCACUAUAGCUGUCGUCGCUGGACUCAUCGCUCUGUGCUAUUAUCUUUAUCGAGAACAUAAGAAACCUACCAUUACUGGGAGCACUGAAUGCGACUGCAUAUGUGAUAGACCAGAGUUAAUGAAACCACACCCUCCACUAAUUGUCAUAUCGCUUGAUGGUUAUGCGAAGAAGUACUUGUCGAGGAAGUUACAACCAACCUUCGAGAAAAUGGCAAGAUGUGGAGUAUCAGCUCAAGCGGUUUAUUCUGGCUUCCCAUCGAUAACAUUUCCAAAUCAUUACACGAUGGCAACAGGAUUCCACCCGGGUAACCAUGAACUUGUUCAUAACACUAUAUAUGAUCCAACAGUGCAUCCAGAAGCUAGAUACCUAGGGAAACAUUCGCAGGAUGAUCACUACAAAAAGGAAGCGAUUUGGUCCUAUUACAAGCGAUAUUGGAAGCGAAAGACUGCUACAUACUCAUGGAUCGGCUCGCAGCACAACAGUACACACUAUCUACAACCAGAUUACAUGAUACCAUUUAGCUCCGACAUGGUCCCAAGUGAACAGCUAAAGCAGAUAGUGAAAUGGCUUAGGAUGGAUGAACCUGACCGUCCAGGUUUGAUUAUGGUGUAUAUCAUGGAACCUGAUUUCACUGGGCACAGAACUAUGGGUCUAACGCUUAGUAAAAUGCUGAGCCACCUCGACCAACAACUCGACCUACUGAUUCAAACUUUGAAAGCAGAUGGGAUAUUGUGUUGUGUAAAUUUGGUCAUAAUUUCUGAUCACGGAAUGGCUGCUAUAAAAAAUAUCGUUGUUCUUGAACGCCAUUUCAACCUUAAAGGGAUGACUAUAACAACUGGUGUAUUAACACAUAUUUUCAAGAGAAACUCAACACUAAGCGAUAAAGAAAUCACUGAACCUUUGACGUGCAAAGGAACCGACCACGUCCGCGUGUUUACGAAGUCGACAAUGCCCUUACGUGUCCAUUACUCCAGUUCUAAAAGAAUCGGAGAUUUUGUCCUACUUUCUAAAACGGACACAAGAAUAGUGAGCACUGAAAAGGACUUUAUCACGCCAACAAAUCCUAAUCAACACGGUUUCGAUUACAUCGAACCAGAUAUGCACACAAUUAUGUUCGCCCAAGGACCAAGCCUCAGGAAGAAUGUCAGCCUUCCUCCUUACCAUAUGGUAGAAUACAUGAAUCUAUGGAAAAAAUUGCUCAAUCUUCCAUCUAUGGAAAAUGACGGCGAGGACGCUCUCAUGGAUCAGGCUCUAAACACACAUCAAGAACGCAUACGAGUAGUACACCCUGAGAUACGAGAAUGUGCUCGCCUUGAACUGCCCUCCGUACUAACACCUGGUGGGAGAUUAGUCUGUGGGAAAUGCUCUUCACAAGAUGAAGAAGUGCUUAAAAAUUGGAAUGGCUGCGCUGCUAGAGGACUUUCUGAAACAAUAAUACCACAGUCGGAAACGGAACAUUUAUGCAAACUUUCAAACUUCUGCAAAGAUAUGGUAAUAAUCGGAAGUUCAACAAAAGAAGCAUUUAGUACCACCCUGUUCGAAAUCUACAAUAAAGACGGCGACGAGCAACUUCUCAGUAAUGAUUGCACUUAUCAUAUGAUAAAGAAAUCUAGUACCUGUGAGGAAUUUUCCACAACCGAAAAUAUGCGUUUGGAAACACUUUCCGCGUUUCCUGGUAGAGUUCUGGCCAAUGAGCGAGGGCUUUUCGUUCCUUGGAAGCAAAGAUUUUCGAAAGAAAUCCUGAAGCCACUUAACGAAUACACGAGGAGAAUUGUGACUAAGCUUGGGAGAGUGAUCAGUAUUACUGGAACUGUUUACGACCAUGACUACGACGGGAAACAUUCUGUGGAUUCUUCAAAAACCAAUCAUCCCACUCACUUAUUCCGGAUACUUCUCACAUGCAGACGUGAAUGGUCUGAUGAUGGUACCUACUGUAAACAAGCAAGCGACACUAAAGUUCUUUCCUUCGUGCUCCCGCACAUGGAUGGUGACAUCAAUUGUAUGAGCGAAUAUGAACUACUCCUACAAUACACCGCUACUGUUAAAGAAGUUGAAACCGUAUCAGGACUAUUUUUUAAUUUCACAAAAAUACCUGAAACUGACCAAUUGCUGUUGAAAAUGCACAUCAGCACCACAUUAUGGUAG